CCAGAAGCGUAUAAAUACAGGAAUCACGCCUUACAUUUUACACACUGUAUUGAAUUCAGAGCCACACCCCAGUGAAGAAUCAGCAACUAAACCACCAAGAUGAGCAAUGAGGAGUUGAAAAUUGUGCCCUUCAAGGCAGGAAUGCAACUGCAGGUCAGAGGAGUCCCCAAACACGGGUGCGAUCGUUUCUCGAUCAAUGUGGGCCAUUCCAAAGAUAACGUUGCGCUGCACUUUGACGUACGCUUCAGCUAUGCCGGUGACCAACGAGUAAUCGUCCUGAACACCAGGAAGGAUGGGCAGUGGCAAAACGGAGUGAAAGACUGGAACUUCCCUUUCGAUUGGGGGCAGCAGUUUAAGGUGACCAUUACCUUGGCUUAUGACAGAUUUAGUAUUAAUAUACACAAUGGCGAUGUGUUGGAGUUCCCCAACCGUCUGGGUGACAAACAAUAUGAUUCCAUAUGGUUCUAUGGAGACGUCUUACUCAAUGGCCUAUCUAUGGCAUAAAAACCAAACAGGAGGUGCUAGCCAGCCCCUUUCUGGCUCCCGAUUGGCUGAUCUGUUUCUGCAUCCUCCCAGACAUCAGUGCCUUUAAUCCUCUGCAACAUUUAACUGACCCCCUCUGGCGUCUGUCCAAACUCACUGAGUAUGAGAAUCAGUACAGCUUCAAUAAUAAAUCUCUGUCAUGAGCAAAUCUA
Anguilla anguilla (European eel) is the source of this 695-nucleotide messenger RNA. RefSeq names its product galactose-binding lectin l-1-like. Gene Ontology annotation, molecular function: carbohydrate binding; laminin binding; galactoside binding. The record is from RefSeq and is a predicted model, not a curated record. The transcript has 4 exons. The coding region runs from base 100 to 504 and encodes 134 amino acids. Lineage: Eukaryota; Metazoa; Chordata; Actinopteri; Anguilliformes; Anguillidae.